This is a messenger RNA of Rhipicephalus sanguineus (brown dog tick), 3802 nucleotides long. Its product is annotated as phospholipid scramblase 1-like. Gene Ontology annotation, molecular function: phospholipid scramblase activity. NCBI's taxonomy places the organism in Eukaryota, Metazoa, Arthropoda, Arachnida, Ixodida, Ixodidae. Gene Ontology annotation, biological process: plasma membrane phospholipid scrambling. Gene Ontology annotation, cellular component: plasma membrane. The record is from RefSeq and is a predicted model, not a curated record.
CGCCUGAUUCGCAAGAGGAUUUCUACGCAAGAGGACGUCACUACUAGCAGCAAGGAUUUCUACAUUUCUGUGAGGACUUCGACGGAGAAGCAGACAUCACUUACUAGCAGCAACCAUGAUGAACCCGUCGCACAUACCACCAGGUCUAGAGUACCUUGGCAUGAUCGACCAGAUCAUCAUUAAACAGAAAGUGCAGCUACUAGAAGUCUUCACCGGCUUUGAGACGGCGAACAAGUACGCCAUCAAAAACAGCAUGGGCCAAGACGUUUUCUUCGCCGUCGAAGACACUGACUGCUGCACUCGCAAUUGCUGCGGCCCCAUGCGGCCCUUCGGCAUUAAGGUGCUGGACAACUUCAAGCGCGAGGUGAUGUACAUUGAACGACCACUACGAUGCGACAGCUGUUGGUUCCCAUGCUGCUUACAGACCUUGGAGGUGAUGGCGCCACCGGGCACGACACUCGGCUAUGUGGUCCAGGAAUGGAGCAUCCUCUACCCGCGGUUUCGCAUCGAGAACGCUAUGCACGAGACGGUGUUACGCAUCGAGGGUCCCGCCUGUCGCUGGAGCUGUUGCGGCAGCGACGUCGUCUUCCACGUACUGUCAAAGGAUGGACAGACGCAAGUUGGUAGGAUAUCUAAGCAGUGGUCCGGCCUGUUAAAGGAGGCCUUCACAGACGCAGAAAAUUUUGGCAUCUCUUUUCCAAUGGACAUGGACACGAGCAUAAAAGGGGUGCUCAUCGGUGCAGCUUUUCUUAUCGACUUCAUGUUCUUCGAGAAGACGGGCAAUCAAGAACAAGAUUGCUUUGGAAUGUUUUAGGAGGAGCCACAUGAAACGGGUUGAAGUGAGAGUACACUCGCACGACGGGAUUUUUCGUUCCUUCUCGUGCAGCCCUUGCGCAAAAUAUGAUCGCCAUACGACAGCCGAAUGCGACGUCGCCGCAGAGUAUAUUUCGCACGAAGAGUAUCGGCACUUACCGCAGCCUAUACAAUCAGUGGCCGCGUUUACACGAAUUACAUAGCAGCGCAUCGCGUCCUUUUAUUUAUUUUUAUUUUUUUCGCAUCACGGCUAUGCCAAGGCGUGCAUACUUCUGGCGCAUCCGGCUGCCCCUGAGACACGUCAAAACCUGUUUUCGGCGAGUGAAUUUCGCUGGAAAACGGUGAGCGCUAACAACAGCCAUCUCACUCAUGCUCUUUUCGUCGAUGCGAUACGCCGGCAUUUUCCACCAAUCGCGAAAAAGGACUACACCCGUGAGCGAUUCGCCUAGCGCAUCGCCAACUACACAUAGAUGCGACACGCUCGAAGUGCGAUGCGAUGUGCUCCUAUUGUCGCAUUUUCUUGUAAACGCUGAUAUUUGCCUGUUAAAAAGGCCUUGCGCUGCUAAACUCGAGGACGCGGGUUCGAUGUCGGUCAACACCUAUCGACAUCCGACUGGAGCAAAGCGCUAGACCACACGCGUACUUAGUUUUUAGUUUUAGGUACAUGUUAAAGAAUCCCAUUUUAGUCAAAAUCAAUCUGUAGUCCCCGUCACGGCUCUGUCUCAUAAACAUAUUGUAUACACUUUUGGCACGCAGAUCCCCUGAAUUUAAUCUUAAAUUUGCGGGCUUGGGCGUUGCAAGCAAACAAGAGCAGCGGGUAUAUCACGCGGUAUAGCGACUGCGUCUGGGACGUAUGAAACGGCUGCGUGACGAGAAAACGGUCGCAAUUUGAUACAAAAAUCCACGCGCCGUUCCUCCUAAGGAGCGGGAGUCAUGAUCACGCGUAUGAAUGCCCUGCUCAAUACGUAUACUGCCUGCAACAUCAAUGGCCGCGUGACUUCGGUUAACAAUUCCAUGCGGAAUGUGCAACGCCUACACUAUAGUAAUGCGCCGCGAAGCAAAACAGGAAGGCAAGAGAAAAAUGUUGGGGAAGGAGAGUUUGUGACGUGAACGUGACGCAGCUCGUCCGCUCAGGUACGUGGGAGAAUGAACGCAGAUAGCAUACGUUAUCAUGCAAGUUUUGUCAUUUGUGCACCUACGGUAUGUGAAAAUAAUGUGCGUGUUCAGCUACCCAUUCUUCACGUGUGUAUUACAAAAGUGACUAUCAUGUAAUGUAAUUUGUGAGCUAACGUAAUUCUUCAUUGCUGUAUGUAACUUCGCGCCUUUUUUGUAAAAUUCACUUUUUUUCGCUUAAUAGACUUCUUUUUUAACCUUACUUUAGCAGCCUCUUUUCUGUGAAAUGUAAAUCUACUCUGAGGGUACUGUAAAUAAAUAAAUAAAUAAAUAAAUAAAUAAAUAAAUAAAUAAAUAAAUAAAUAAAUAAAUAUUUAGAGUUUUCUUUAUAAAGAUAGCACCAGCCUUCAGUCCGUAUUAUUAAAAUGCCUCCAAGCUCGACGAAAGCUUGACACUGUACAGUCGUUGCUCGUUUAUAUUGUCUCGGGGCCGAAGUGUAACAAACAUGAGUACGUGACGCACUGCGAUACACAUGGGGUCAUAAACACGCUGAUGUGUACACGAAACACACGACACGCAAUGCACCCGAAGCGGUCUUCCUUUGAAGUCAUCGUUGGAGCACCCUCAUAAAUUAUCGCUGUAUUGCAGCGCUAUAUACUACUCACAGAGGUAUAAGCGAAAUAAAGGGAGGCCUUCCAAGGCAGUUACCGAGAGCUUUGCGUGGGACGCCAUUCGUACUUAGCGAACUGAGAACGUCCUUGACUUGCAGAAGCUUGCGCCAGUCGCGCAGCUAAGUGUCCAUUGACCUAUACCGGCGCUCUCGGCUUAUGUAAAGCCGCGUGCAAAAUUUUAGAGGCCACGGCAGCGCGUGCCAAACUAAAGCCUGCCAAACUAUAGGGCGCCUCGAUGCAAGCGUUCGCUGACAUCGGCCAGACUGCAUCGCUUCUCCUUUUGACGGUGUCACGGUUGACGUCGAGAGCGUGUACCGCGCACGCGCGUCCUUUACAACAUGCUAUAGUCUGAUAGUUCGUUCGCUUGAAGCGCGCGCGCAUCGGAACGCGGUGGGGAGUGCAAAGAGGUAAGCCCUGUUCUGGCAUGCUAUGACCAGAAAAUCGGAAGGUGGAAAGGGGAAAAAAGGAUAAACAAGAGCAACGCAAGAGACGGGAGAGGAAAGAAAGGAAGGAGAGAUGCGCAUAUACGAUUAAGCGUCUCAUACAAUUAUUUCCAUUUAUAGUGCAAUGUCUUGCAGGCAGGCCGCAACAGCCCUCGUAGAUGUCCUUGCGCCGUGCCGACACAGUGCGGUCAAAAUAGAACCUUUCGAUAAUGCUUGCCUUCCCCCCGCAAUAGGUAUACAGAGCCAGCCGGAAGCUUCCUGGAUGUAGAUCCUUAGAUAUAUAAAUCGAAAAUUAGACGCUACCCUGCUGGAUCGGUUUACCUUCAUGAAUGGCUAAUACCCGCUACGGGUUUUGGCCAAGUCUUCGUGUCGUUGCUGGCUACUAGCGCACUACAAGAGGCGGCACACGUGACGUUGAACCGAACACUUUCGACGUCAGUCGUCACUACAUAUAGUUUCGCAAUCACGACGAUGUUCAUCGCGCGUUUCACUGUUCAUUCGAUCGACGAAAUUUGGCAUCGCAAUGGAACAGAACUGGGAGACGUCUAAGUAGACAACGCUUGUUUGUGAAGGGCUGGACCGUGUAACGUACACCACGAAAGGUCGGCACAGUCUAAGACCCUUCAUCGAAAUUGCGCGAAACCACCAUCCUUGGCAGCGCUCGACCAGCGUUGAACCAACGCGCACUGCGGAACCGAUGUGACGAUGAGGAAAAAGAAAAAUAAAGAUGGUGGUAUCCGCCGGCUGCGUUGUGCCAUGGUG